GAACCCCCCGUAUAUACAAUGAGAAUUAAACCUCAUAAAAAUUUUAAAUAAUAAAAAAUAAAUUAAAACGAGUCUGAUCCACCUGUUGAGUCGGCUUGUAUAAAAGAGGCUGGCACACGUUCAGAGUCAUCGAAAUCUCGAAACGAUGAAGUUCCUGGCUCUCUGCAUGUUCCUGCUCUUCGCUCUGGUGGCCGUACAGGCUGCUCCCGGACGUGGAUUUGGUCACGGUGGUGGCGGCGGCGCAUACGGUCCUGGUGGUGGCGGCGCAUACGGUCCUGGUGGUGGCGGCGGUGCCUCUGCUAAUGCCAACGCAAACGCUCAGGCCACUGCCAAUGGCUAUGGAGGACCAGCUUCGGCCGUUGCUAAUGCUAAUGCUAAUGCAGGAGGCGGUGGUGGCGGUCGUCACCAAAUCGGCUAAUCGGUUUGUGUCAACGAGGACUUGAAUAUGGAAAUCCAAUAGAUUAAAUAAAAAAGGAGGCACGUCUUCUGACGGGCCUUCUUUAUUCUAACGACGCCCACAAAAUGUUCAAAUAAACUUAUGUUUACGGAAACAAAA
Messenger RNA from Drosophila ananassae, 556 nucleotides. RefSeq names its product putative glycine-rich cell wall structural protein 1. The transcript has a single exon. The record is from RefSeq and is a predicted model, not a curated record. Bases 146 to 418 code for a protein of 90 amino acids. NCBI's taxonomy places the organism in Eukaryota, Metazoa, Arthropoda, Insecta, Diptera, Drosophilidae.